Zingiber officinale is the source of this 1732-nucleotide messenger RNA. RefSeq lists its product as uncharacterized. The transcript is spliced from 2 exons. The record is from RefSeq and is a predicted model, not a curated record. The coding region runs from base 912 to 1640 and encodes 242 amino acids. NCBI's taxonomy places the organism in Eukaryota, Viridiplantae, Streptophyta, Magnoliopsida, Zingiberales, Zingiberaceae.
AGCCCACUCAAAUAUCCUGGUGAAACUCCAUGUGCAGAAUCUUUGCAUCCUUCCUUUGUCUUGGCAGAUUUGGGCAUUAAGAUCUUGUAAGUUGAAAGUAAAGAAACAAGGAGAAUUCACUUCAAACUUUCUGAAGGUUGCUAAGUCCUACUCUUCAUAGAAAUAGCUAAGAGAACUCAGGUACGGUGACAAAUCUUAUUCCCUUCCACUAUAUAUUUUCGGCUAUCAUGCUUUUUUUUUUUUUGAAAAUCUCUUAGUUGACAUGUAAGAUGCAUGAGAUUUUAGCAUACUGAAGAUAUCUGUCGCCGGUCUCAUGAAGAAUAAGAAUUUAUCAGAAAUCUUCAGUGAAAAGAUAGAGGCACUUCACCCUCUUGCAGAGGAAUAUUUUUUUUUUGCUUCUUUGUUGGACUUCCAUACAAACUUUUUAAGCCCUUGAAAUUCCUGAAGUGAGAUUCUUUUCAACCUUACUGAUAUUCCUCGUGGAACAAUAACUGAUUCUUAUAGCAGUGUAGAAACUCAAAGCCAGCUCCAAACAAGGCAAAGCUAACUAUCAGAUUUCUUUUAUAUAGCUAUUGCACAACUGACCAAGAGAUUGAUGUAGCUAGCUACUGUGUACUUCCACAAUUUAUGGAAAGUAUAACAUUGUGUUGCUUAUCAUGCUAAUAUGAGACUAGCAGUAACUUCACUUACCAAUAGGCAACCAAUAAGGUGAUGUAUGUAUUUUAUCUGUUAACAUCUUAUGUAUAAGAUAUAAUGUAAAUAUUUGAUCGAAAACAAAGAGAGAGCUCCUAUGCUAUUGUGUUAAGCAACCACAGUCGUUCUUUAUCGCAAGCUUUGACAGUAGAUGAUAGGAUGCAAAAUCACUGACAUAAAUUAUUUUCGCACAGAACCCUUGUCCUUGUUGAAUUGGAAUGAAAUUGAAUGCAUUUUUAUCAUUGUUUUUUAUUUUUUUUUUCUGUGGUAAAUUUACUAUUUUUCGGAUCGCCUGCAUAAAUAUUGUUUGGGAGCUUUCUCUUGAAGCAAUUCAAAAAAAGUUGAAACGCCGUGGCAAGGCCAGAGAUAUGAAACAAUAUGACAGAGAAUGCAUGAAGAUUGCCAUGUUAAAGCAGGAAGAAAUCUUUAGAUAUCAGGUCCAUGAACUCCAUCGUCUGUACAAUAUCCAGAAACUGCUGAUGAGAGAAAUGAAGAAGGCUGACAUGAAAAGGCAAAGGUAUAAACCAACUGACGGAGAAAGGGAUGAAAAAGGCAGAGACAGUAAAUGUGAUGACUACUGUGACUGGAGGCAGCAGCCUCGCCACCUGCUUGACCUUGCACUCUCAGCAGAGGAAUACAUAGAGAGACACAAAGGAGAAGUCAUGCUCACCAUGAAAGAGAGUAAUGAUCUUGAGCUGAAGCUUGCCACCGGAAGCAACAGAACUCCGUCAAAGAAAAAUGACACGCGAUUUACUUCUGAUUCAGGUUCGAGCUUUUCUUCAUCUUCAAAUGAUUCCGAGUUCAAGAAACAAGUAUUCACAAAGCUGAGAAAUGAUAGAAAGGGUGGGUGUGAUAUCCAAAAACAAAUGAGGAAGGAGGAGAUAAAGCAACCUAAUUGGCUCUUCCCGUGUUCCAAACAGGACAUGCUGGUUUCUUUUGGAUUGUGAUGGUAGUUCUAGACUGUAUUUGAAUGCUUAGUACCACAAAGUUAGUUCAAACUCAAAGUGAAUGAAGCACACAAUCUCACUGAAUCCCACAA